CCUUAGAAACGAAGGGAACAUGAGGAUUUCGGUGUUCGUUUGUUUAAUUGCUCUCGUAGCGACCGCCUAUGCGAGGGAUGUGAGGCACAAACGUGGAGCGGAUCUUGAAGAGGCGGCCUCAGGAGUUUGGGAGAAAGGUGAGGGUGGAGACCAUUACGGUGAACAUUAUGGGGAGGAAGGAGGACACGGCGAAAAAGGUUACAAGGGAUAUCAUGGCCAUAACUACGGAAAGAAAGGUCAUUCCGAUCACGAAGGAUUCAAAGGACAGUUCGAUGAAAGCGGCGGUCAUAAGAAACAUCACCAUCACGACGAAGGGUAUCAUGAGGGACAUGAAAACGGAGAGAAGGGAGUAAAGGGACACAGCUUUGAAGAAAAAGGACAUUUCCAUAAAGGUCAUUCAACAAAGGGUCAUCAUGGAAUCCACAAAUUAGACGAAUUCAAAAAAGACAAGCAUUUCCAUGACAAGCACGGCGAAUCAGGAUUCGAAGAGGGAUACGGUGGCCAUCAUGAUGAAGGUGGUUAUAAAGAAGGCGGCGAGUUUCAUAAAGGACACAGCAAUGGUGGGUACCACGAGCAUGAAGGUGGUAACAAGGGAUACUUUGAAAAGGGUGGACAUCAUCACGAUCAAAAGGGAGACCAUGACGAAGGAGCCAACGAGGAGUAUUGGGGUCAUCACGAAGGACACGCUAGCAAAGGGGGACAUGAUGAGGGAAAAGGUUGGGGUUGGGAAAAAGGACAUAAGUAA
This is a messenger RNA of Colias croceus (clouded yellow), 745 nucleotides long. Its product is annotated as glycine-rich cell wall structural protein-like. The coding region runs from base 20 to 745 and encodes 241 amino acids. The transcript has a single exon. NCBI's taxonomy places the organism in Eukaryota, Metazoa, Arthropoda, Insecta, Lepidoptera, Pieridae. The record is from RefSeq and is a predicted model, not a curated record.